Messenger RNA from Rhagoletis zephyria (snowberry fruit fly), 1421 nucleotides. RefSeq lists its product as uncharacterized. The record is from RefSeq and is a predicted model, not a curated record. Lineage: Eukaryota; Metazoa; Arthropoda; Insecta; Diptera; Tephritidae.
AAUUUAUUUUUUGUGAAAUCUGGUCUUAACAAAUUUGAAAUUUAGUGUCAGAAACGUUGAAAUGGAAAACAAACAGCAAAAACCAGCAAAAAACGUUGUACUUGAACGGGAGCCUAACUUCCAAGAGGCCUACGAAUUGCAGCCUCAAUUUCCACAUUUGGAAGGAACUUGCAUUGGCGUAGGUGUCCAGAGUAUUGUUUUAAAUGCAGUCGCGACAUUACUGGAUUCCUCUUCCUCAGAAAGUGACGAUGAAGAAGAUACAAUCAUAUGUGAGCGAUUGCGACGUCGUGAUAAUAUAUAUUUAAAAAAUGCUGUACUAUUGCUUGCUAAAAACAAUCGCAAUUGUGUUAAGCACUAUUUUGAACGAAUUGUUCCAUCAUAUUAUGAAAGUGAAUUUCGCAGUCACUUUAGAACUUCUAGGAGCCUUUUCGCAAGCUUAAGUGAUCGUUUAUUCCAAAGUGAAUAUUAUCAAAUGCUACGUCCAGACAAACGAAACUCGGAAAAAUUGUAUUUGCUGGUAUUUUUGUGGUUCGCUGGCCAUGAAUCAUGCAGUUAUCGAGAUCUAGCCGAUCGUUUCGACUUGUCUUUGUCAACAAUAUGCCUAAUUAUAAAUAGAGUCUCGAUGUUUCUCAGCUCGACGAGCCCACAAAUUAUAAAAUGGCCCACUGCUUCUGAAAAACAAGAAUCAAGCGAAUCCUUUCAGAAUAAAUGCCUCUUCAGCAAAGAUGCAUCGACGGAACACAUGUUGAGAUCGAUCCACCACCUAGAGGAAAAGAUGACUAUAUCGAUCGAAAAGGAAGAAGAUCAAUAUGCUUACAAGGUAUAUGCAACGAAAAGAAAAAGUUCUUAAAUGUAUUUGUCGGAUACCCAGGCUCUUGCCAUGAUAGUUGGGUGCUUAAAAACUCUCCAAUAUAUCAAAAAUUACCAUCAUACUGCGAAGAGUACUAUUUAUUAGGCGACUCCGCAUACCCAUGUAACAGGUACUUAAUAACUCCGUACAGAAACAAUGGACAUCUAACUAGACAUCAAAUGUUCUUUAACAAAAAGCUGAGUUCAGGUCGUGUGGUUAUUGAGCAUACAUGCGGAUUAUUGAAGCAGAGAUUUAGGCAGUUGUAAAAUUUGCCACUUUAUUAGAGUUUGUGUGCUCUCCACAAUAUUUCGAAUGAAGAGGAAAUUGAUUUUAGUUCUGAGGUCAUACCUGAAACUAAUGAAGAUUACUAUUAUGAACGUGGAGAAGUUUCGAGCGGAAACACUGUAAGAAAUUCACUUUGUGAAGAUGUAAUAAGACGGUCUAAUUUUACUAACAAUUAACUAAAAUUAUAAUUCAAUUUAUUAAUUUUUUUCCUUAUACAUACACCAUAUUGGCCAGUUUAGUGUUUAUUGUUUUUAAAUGUGCAUUGUUUAUAUAAAAAAAUAUAUAA